CGCAUUGUCGCUGAGAACGGCCGCCGCAUCGGCCGCGCGGAUACCUGCGCGAGCGCAUUUCGUUGUAACUCUAAACACGGAAAAGUGAAAAAAACUGAAGUUCUAAGUGUGCUAGGUGUCGCUGGCUAGCCAUUAAACAGCAAGGAAAAUGGUAAUGCGGUCGACGAUAACGUUGUAGUAUAGAAAAAAAUCUGUAAAAACAAUAAAAUGGGUAGCGGCAAGUUUGGUUUCAACGUCAAGAAGGACAAAGUGACUGUGACUAGUGAUAAGACUGAAUUUAGUGUUAAGGAAAAAUGUAGCAAAAUAAAGAAGAAAUUAAAGAAGACUGAAAAAAAGAAGACUGAAGUGACCCAGAGGGAGAAAAAAAUUUGGUGGUAUCAAUGUAGCAGUUUGAGCGAAAUCGACCAGUACCUGUGGAUGGUAGGAGGGUCGGCUGGCGCACUGGCAUUGACCGGUGCUGUAGCUGCCUCAGCAUUCUACCUCAGCACAAGACCGAAGCCAGAGAAACCACUCGUCACGCUACACGAACAGAGUUUACUCGAGGCGGGACCUGAGAUGGUUCGCGUGUCCAAAUUCUAUAAAGAAGCAAAAAAUGGUCGAUUCCUACGAUAUCUUCACGAAGACACACGAACACUUUACGAAACCUUCCGCCGAGGGGUUAAAGAAUCAAAUAAUGGCAACUGCCUUGGUUGGCGUGAGGGACCAAACAAGCCGUACGUGUGGCAGAACUACAACGAGACUCUGCUCCGAGCGAAAAACUUCGGUUCCGGCCUUAUAUGCCAAGGUCUUACUCCUGGUCAAAACACUUUCGUGGGUAUUUACUCACAAAACUGUCCAGAAUGGAUAAUGACAGAACAAGCCGCCUACUGCUAUUCUAUGGUCAUUGUCCCAUUGUAUGACACAUUAGGAGCCAACGCAUGUGCCUUCAUUGUAAAUCAAACUGAAAUGUCUGUGGUCGUAUGCGAGGACGAUAAGAAAGCCAAUCUCCUUCUCGAUCAGUCACCGAGGUGCUUAAGAAAAUUGAUUACUAUUAAGGAAGUGUCGCCUUCUACGCAUCAAAGAGCCAAGAGCCGUGGCGUGGAAAUAAUCAAAUUCAGUGACGUUGAAUUCCAAGGAGCACAAAAAGAUCAUCCUUGUGUCCCACCGAAACCAGAAAGCAUUUGCACGAUCUGCUACACGUCAGGAACGACGGGAAUGCCAAAAGGCGUUAUGUUGACACACGAGAACGUUGUAGCGUCAGUGUGCAGUGUGAUCAUGCAACUUGGAGAACAUCGGCCGUCGAAGCAUGACGUCAUGAUCUCCUUCCUGCCUCUCGCACACAUGCUGGAGCGGUGUUGUGAAAACGCUCUCUACAUGGUAGGUGGAGCUGUUGGUUUCUACAGCGGUGACAUCCGAAGACUCGCCGAUGAUUUGGCAGCUCUAAAACCCACCAUGAUGCCUGCUGUACCUCGACUACUAAACAGACUAUACGACAAAGCGCAAUCUGAAAUAUCCAACUCGAAAAUCAAGAAGUUGCUUUUCAAUAUGGCGUUGUCAGCUAAAGAGUCAGAAUUGAAGAGAGGCAUUGUCCGCGGAGAUUCUAUCUGGGACAAGCUGGUGUUCCGCAAGGUGCGCGAGGGCAUGGGUGGCAGACUGCGCAUCAUGGUGGUGGGAUCUGCUCCGCUCGCCGGCAAUGUGCUGACUUUCGCUCGCUGCGCUCUUGGAUGUCUGAUCGUCGAAGGCUACGGACAGACCGAGUGCACUGCGCCAGUGACUCUUACCGUUCAGGGAGACCACGUCCCUGAACAUGUCGGGCCUCCCGUCGCUUGUUGCAAAGUGAAGCUCGUGGACGUGCCCGAAAUGGAGUACUACGCGGCGCAGGGACAAGGCGAGGUGUGCGUGCAGGGCGCCAACGUGUUCAAGGGAUACUUUAAAGAGCCGGAGAAAACCAAGGAGGUCAUCGACCAGGACGGCUGGCAUCACACUGGCGAUAUCGGGAAAUGGCUACCGAAUGGCACUCUCAAAAUCAUCGACAGAAGAAAACACAUCUUCAAGCUAUCGCAAGGCGAAUACAUAGUUCCUGAGAAAAUAGAAAACAUUUACAUAAGGAGUCAGUACGUUGAACAAGUGUUUGUUCACGGCGAAUCUUUGAAGUCAUGCGUGGUAGCCGUGGUGGUGCCAGACGUGGACGUGGUCAAGUGCUGGGCCCUCGAGUGCGGCAUCAAGGGCACAUUCUCCGCGCUCUGUGAAAACGAAAAGGUCAAGAAGAUGAUCUUGGACGACAUGCUGCAGUGGGGCAAGUCCGCUGGCUUGAAGACCUUUGAGCAGGUAAAGGACAUCUACCUGCACCCGGACCCAUUCUCAGUGCAGAACGGCCUACUGACACCGACCAUGAAGGCGAAGAGACCCGAGAUCAGGAACUACUUCAAACCCCAAAUAGAGGACAUGUAUAAACAACUCGAAUAACAAUCGUGUUCGCCGGCUCUAGUUAUAGGGACAUUUACAAAUGUAGUGCUAUGAUACAAGCCUGUUGUGGUAAGCCAGUCUUCUAAAGAAAACUGCAGUCUUCGACAACAGCAUGGAAAUGAGUAUAAAUGUCACGAUUACUAAGGAGAUUCAAUAUAGCUUCAUCUUAUUCAGUGACAUGAUCACAAAUGCAGUUAAAGCUUCGCCCUAUCUAUUUUUUGGUUAUUCGUGAUGUCUAUACACAUAAUAAUAAACUUAGACUAAACCGUGACGUACAACGUCGGUAAUUUUUAUAAAUCUAGUAUCCUAUCACAGUACAAUGUGUUUUUUAAUUUACUCACUUUUCACGUAGCUAAAACUAAUGUUGUUCUUACUUAAAAUUGAACAACAUUUUUAACAAGGGAAGUUAGUCACAAAUUUUGUACAUUAUUACGACCGACAAGUAAUCGUAGUGAUAAAUUCAAUUGAAACAUACGUAAAUAUAAGAAAUUCUGUAGUUUUAAACGGUAGCUUUCACACAAUGGCAAUAAGAGAGAAACGGCGUUUCUUGAGCAGUCAAUUAAAAUGGAAAACCGCAUUUGGACACGUAUCGUGUACUCCUUUAACUCUUCUCUACUAGGAACUCAUGUAAAUCUAUCAGCUAGAUUCUACCUUACCUUUAUAUCUACUCGUAUGUUUACCCCAUUGUUUAAACCAAUACUGAUUUCUAUUUUUGGUAUUCAUUAAAAUAGUAAAUGUACCAACAUUGGUAUGUUAUUUCGCAGUCCAAUCUCCGGAUCCGGAUAAGUAUAUUAUACAAAAUAUUGCAAAGUUUUAUGAAGUUAAAUAUACAGUAGUAGGUCUUAGGUAAAAUUGUAAGCAAUAGGGUUUGAGGUUAGGUGCAAGUUUGCAGAGGCUGUUAUAAAUGGUUGAAGAAAUAGAAGUAAAUUAUGUUAUAAUUGAUGUAAGCCUCCAGUGCGUCUACAAAUGUAUAGACGCCAUAGUUACACAAGAAACAUUGUAUAAUUUCGAUGCUAAAAUUAAAGUAGCAUAAGUAGGUAAUACUCAUAGUUUGUGCCGUGCCUUCUACCUAAACAGUUUUAUAAAUCAAAUACUAAAGACAAAAUUUACGAGUACAUCCAAAAAUAUACAAACACGAGGCACCAGCAUCCUAAUUUUCAGUUAUACAGCAAGUUUACUUUAUAACAAUUAUUUUUGUUUAUAACUUUAGUAUGUGUGGAAUUGAGUUAUGCGAUUUUUAUAUUUAGAGGACGAAUCUCAGUUUUGUUUGUAUGAAUUGCUGAUUUUACACGACAAUAUGACAAGAUCUUUUUUGUACAACUUAGGAUCAUCAACUUUUAAAACUUGGUAUUGGUCGAAUUACUAGGUCCUACGUCAAGGUGACCAUUGCUAAUAGGAUCCGAAGUUCCUAAUUAUAAAGCUCCUAGUUCUACUAAAGAGAUCUUUCCUACAAUUUAAUCCUAGGUCAAACUAUCGCACCAUGUAGCAUAAUAUAAUUAAUUUUGUAUUUUCUAUGCAACAAUAUUAUAAGAUUAUGCUUUGAGCGAGCGUUACGGUUUCAAGUUGUUCAAACCAAAAUUUUGUUGUUAUUGGUGCAAGUUUUACUACGAUAAUUUAUUUUUAAAUAAAAUUUUUGAAAAAUUA
This is a messenger RNA of Pectinophora gossypiella (pink bollworm), 4089 nucleotides long. Its product is annotated as long-chain-fatty-acid--CoA ligase 1. The record is from RefSeq and is a predicted model, not a curated record. Bases 208 to 2445 code for a protein of 745 amino acids. NCBI's taxonomy places the organism in Eukaryota, Metazoa, Arthropoda, Insecta, Lepidoptera, Gelechiidae. Gene Ontology annotation, biological process: long-chain fatty acid metabolic process. The transcript has 15 exons. Gene Ontology annotation, cellular component: membrane; endoplasmic reticulum. Gene Ontology annotation, molecular function: long-chain fatty acid-CoA ligase activity.